Messenger RNA from Silurus meridionalis, 2301 nucleotides. It is a transcript of the gene eif2a, whose product is annotated as eukaryotic translation initiation factor 2A. Gene Ontology annotation, biological process: translational initiation. Gene Ontology annotation, cellular component: cytosolic small ribosomal subunit. The transcript has 14 exons. Bases 121 to 1863 code for a protein of 580 amino acids. The record is from RefSeq and is a predicted model, not a curated record. Gene Ontology annotation, molecular function: protein binding; ribosome binding; tRNA binding. NCBI's taxonomy places the organism in Eukaryota, Metazoa, Chordata, Actinopteri, Siluriformes, Siluridae.
GCAGAAGAUACACGGACCAAAAUCCAAUUUCUAACAUUAUUAAAUUAUCGGAUUAUAUUUGUACAUUUUACACGACACGGUCACGUGGGCACUUCUUUCCGCGACUACUUCCGGUUCAACAUGGCGCCUCUCACACCGCACUUAGCAGUUCGUGGGUCAGAUGGAACACUUCUUUUCCGAGGACCACCGAACUUUGAGGAAAAUCCAACUUUUCAGCGAGAUGAACGACCGAGCAAAUAUGUGACCUUCAGCAGGGAUGGCACUUUGUUUGGAUGGUGCAAUGGACAGAAGGUCAGCGUGAUUAAAGUGGCAAAUGGAGAAUUGGUGAAGUCUUUUGAUCUACCGAAAACCACCAUGCUGGAAUUUUCUCCUCUUAACAAAGUCCUGGUGACAUGGAAGCAGUACACCAAAUCACAAGAUAAUCCUCAGGGUGACGCUAACCUUCAGCUGUGGGAUCUGCAAACAGGUGGCUGCAUCAAAGCGUUUUACCAGAAAAAAGCAGAGGGAUGGUGUCCGAGUUGGUCGGAUGAUGAAAGCAUCGCAGUGAGAUGUGUGAAUAAUGAGCUUCAUUUCUUUGAGAAUAAUAACUUCGAAACCAUUGCUAACAAACUUCAUCUUCAGAAGGUAUCGGACUUUGCUCUGUCACCAGGAAACCAGCCAAGCAAGGUUGCUGUGUACGUUCCUGGAAGCAAGGGUGCCCCCUCUUUUGUCCGGCUUUAUCAGUACCCUAAUUUCAGCGGCCCUACAUCGGCUCUGGCCAACAAAAGCUUUUUCAAGGCUGACCGUGUGACCAUGUUAUGGAACAAAAAAGCCAGUGCGGUUCUAGUCACAGCCAGCACGGAGGUGGAUAAAACCGGCGCGUCAUACUACGGAGAGCAGACUUUACACUAUCUCGCAACAAACGGGGACAGUGCAGUGGUCCAACUUCCAAAGAACGGCCCUAUUUACGAUGUGACCUGGAACCCCAACUCUUCAGAAUUUUGUGUCGUUUAUGGCUUCAUGCCUGCCAAAGUCACAGUGUAUAACCUGAAGUGCGAGCCGGUUUUUGACUUUGGCACAGGUCCACGUAACGCUGCUUUUUACAGCCCUCAAGGCCACAUCCUGGUCCUGGCUGGUUUCGGAAACUUAAGGGGUCAGAUGGAGGUGUGGGACGUGAAGAAGUACAAGCAAGUGUCCAAACCACAGGCUGCAGACACCACGUUCUUCUCCUGGUGUCCUGAUGGAGAGCACAUUGUUACAGCCACUUGCUCACCCAGGCUCAGGGUCAGUAACGGAUUUAAGAUCUGGCACUACACUGGCACAGUUCUGUACAAGCAGGAGACACCAGCAGGGAAAGAACUCUGGGAAGUGGUCUGGCAACCGUUCUUACCUGGAACAUUCCCAGAGAAGGCGGUGAAGUACCAGGCAGCUUCAGGUGAACUCUGCAGCAUUGAAGCCAAGCCUGCGCAGGCCUACAGACCUCCUGCCCUGCGCAACAAACCCGAGAGCAGCAGCCUCAAACUGCAUGAAGAGGAACCACCACAGAACAUGAAGCCUGGUGCUGGAGACAAGCAGAUGUCCAAGGCAGCUCUGAAAAACCAGAAGAAGCGAGAGGCAAAAAAAGCAGCUAAGCAGGAAAAUAAAUCUGAAGUUCCUGCUCCAACUUCAGAGCCUCCACCCACCAGGGAGAAUCCUGUAACAUCUACAGAUGGAGACCCUGAAACUGACAAAAAGAUUAAGAACUUGAAAAAGAAACUGAAGGCUAUUGAAGAGUUAAAGGAGCAACAAGCAGCUGGCAAACAAAUGCAGAAAAAUCAGCUGGAGAAGAUGCAGAAGGAGGCACAGCUGCUAAAAGAGAUCGAGGCCCUUGAAUUAGGUCUAUAAUGCCCCAACCAUACCCCCCUCCCCCCCCCGAACCCUUCACAGCACUACUGUUCCAUAGAAUAAUGCAUAUAACGAGCUGAACCAGAGCAGAUGUCGGACUCAGUCUAGGAUAAACAUCUAUUAAAAAUGAUGUGCUGCCACGUUUUCUUAAUCCCUUAGCGCACAAUGUGAUCAAGAAUCAUUGCCUGGACUUCUAAAGGCUUUAUUGCUAUGCAAUCCGUUCUAUGUACAGAUAAUGAGGGAAGUUUUGCUUUUCUGCACACGCAGUGAAAUCAGUGGAAUUAACAUUAUGGUAGUGCACACACAACAUUCUGAAAACAUUAUACAUUCAUAUGAUGUCAUACUGGUCAUACUUUUUUUGGUUAAAAAGUGUAUUCUCCAUAAUCUCAAUUAUAUGUUGUGAAAUAAACGGUAAAUAAAGAACACAUUUCAAGAUAA